Molecule: messenger RNA, 1629 nt
Organism: Chionomys nivalis (European snow vole)
Lineage: Eukaryota; Metazoa; Chordata; Mammalia; Rodentia; Cricetidae
Gene: Kdf1
Product: keratinocyte differentiation factor 1
Exons: 4
Coding region: 72-1265 (397 amino acids)
Biological process (GO): keratinocyte development; regulation of epidermal cell division
Cellular component (GO): cell junction
Source: RefSeq, a predicted model, not a curated record
GGGAAGGGCUGGCUGGAGGCGGCUCACCUGGCGGGGCAGGUGCCUGACUGCAGCAAGCCAUGCUCUGAGUCAUGCCCAGGCCCGGACAGCCUCGCCCAUCGUCUGGGCCGCCACGCUUGGGUCCCUGGGAGAGGCCAACAGAGCUAUGCCUGGAAACGAAUGAUGAGCGCUCCCAGCCCCCACCAGGCCGCCGCACCCGCAGGCCAGACCCCAAGGACCCUGGUCACCACGGGCCAGAGAGUAUCACCUUCAUUUCAGGCUCUGCAGAACCGGCCACCGAGCCCCCAACCUGCUGCCUCCUCUGGCGCCCCUGGGGGUGGGACUGGUGCAAGGCUGCCUUCUGCUUUCGCCGCUGCAGGGAUUGCCUGCAGCGCUGUGGGGCUUGUGUACGGGGCUGCAGCCCCUGCUUAUCUGCUGGGGACCCCACUGAGGGGUCUGCCGAAGCCGCCUGGGUCAAAGAGCCCAAUGGUGUGCCACCCAGCCCGGACCGUGCACCUCCCAGCCGCCGGGAUGGCCAGCGGCUCAAGUCCCCCAUGGGCAGCAGCUUCAGCUACCCUGACGUUAAGCUCAAGGGCAUUCCAGUCUACCCCUACCGCCAUGCCACCUCCCCAGUCCCUGACUCGGACUCCUGCUGCAAGGAGCCCCUACCCGAGCCCCCUACCACACGGCACAGCCUGCCCAGUACCCUCCCCAGCAGCCCCCGCGGCUCCGAGGAGUAUUACUCCUUCCACGAGUCGGACCUGGACCUGCCCGAGAUGGGCAGUGGCUCCAUGUCGAGCCGGGAGAUCGACGUGCUUAUUUUCAAGAAGCUGACAGAGCUAUUCAGUGUACACCAGAUUGACGAGCUGGCUAAGUGCACGUCAGACACUGUGUUCCUGGAGAAGACCAGCAAGAUUUCAGACCUGAUCAGCAGCAUCACACAGGAUUACCACCUGGACGAGCAAGACGCCGAGGGCCGCCUGGUGCGCGGCAUCAUCCGCAUCAGUACCCGCAAAAGCCGUUCCCGCCCACAGACCUCCGAGGGGCGCUCGGCACGCUCUACAGCCCCUGCUGCUGCCCCUGAUAGUGGCCAUGAGACCAUGGUGGGCUCUGCCCUCAGCCAGGACGAACUGACAGUGCAGAUCUCCCAGGAGACAACAGCAGACGCCAUCGCCAGGAAGCUGAGGCCAUAUGGAGCCCCAGGGUAUCCAGGCAGCCAAGACUCAUCCUUCCAGGGCACGGACACAGACUCUUCAGGGGCACCCCUGCUGCAGGUGUACUGCUAACCCCCACUGGCCCAGCAGUCACAGCCCCUCCUGGAAGAAGCAUAGCCAACGGAGUCGAGGAACCAGGACCCCUUUGUGUGGAGGCCAGAUCCUGAGCCCAGAAGCAGUGACCUCUGGCUUCUUUCGCUGAAUGGCUUUAGACCACAUACAUUUCACAGGACCAUGGUGCCCCAUCCUCUGCCUGUUCAGCUGGACUUACUGCUGCCUGGGCCUGUUUCUUCCUGUGAGCUGAAAGCAAAGUCUUGGGAAGUAGCUUCCCAGUUCCGUUCCCAUGUCACCCUAAGCAAUUAUGGAAACUACAUAGGUUGGGCUGGGGACAGAUGACCUCUAUAUGUGAUUCUCUGGGCAGUGCCCACCUGUUAUA